Penicillium subrubescens is the source of this 2755-nucleotide messenger RNA. Its product is annotated as putative MFS transporter. The record is from RefSeq and is a predicted model, not a curated record. The transcript is spliced from 4 exons. Gene Ontology annotation, biological process: transmembrane transport. The coding region runs from base 448 to 2670 and encodes 740 amino acids. Gene Ontology annotation, molecular function: transmembrane transporter activity. NCBI's taxonomy places the organism in Eukaryota, Fungi, Ascomycota, Eurotiomycetes, Eurotiales, Aspergillaceae.
CCCGUGACGGCUCGUUCGCUUUUGCCUUCGGGUCCCCAAACCUUUCGUCCUUAUUGAUGAGCUCCCCCAUUUGAUUCAUAUGGACCCCUUGUGGCUGUCUGCCCCUUUCUUUUCUUGACUCCCCUCUUCAAUCAAACUAUGCCUGGGACAGGUGCCAGUCAGUUGCCGUUGCUUGGGUUCUAUCGCAAUCGCUGAUUUGCCCCCUCGGACACGACCCUGCCCCUUACCUGGUUAUCUUAUUGAAGAACACGAGAUCCCGAGAUCACAGGCCUCUAUUCGAAUUCACAGCGAAUUGCUUCUUCUUCGUGGUGGUCCGUUUUGGAGCUUGUCGAGGCUUACCUGUGUGGUUUGGAUCCGUGCAUUAGCUGGCGUUGACUGGGGAUAGAUUUACGAACGUACUUUCAUCGCGACAUACAUCGCAUACACUUGCUCUGGUGGCAUACGGAAAUGGCAUCUUCGGAGGAAUCAACGCCAUCCACAAUGGCUGAAAACAAAGGCAGGAAUACAACACCGCAACAGCGCGUCCCUCGAUGGAGACGUUUCUAUGGUGGUAGGUCGGAUGAGGAUUGCGAUAACGAGGAAGAAACCUAUCGAGCGAGGUCGACUCUGGGGAUUUUGAGUGACAAACAGACAGACGAAGUACCUGGAACGAUCCUUCUGCUGUCUUCAAAUCGCAAUGAGCCUCUGGGAUUGAGGCACCAGCCCCGACGGACAUCAACCUCCUCCAUUCACUCCUCUGCUCCCCCUUCCCGAUCUUCCUCUCGGUCUGCCGCUCCCCAGAAGAAACGGACCGCAGACGGACAGAUUGUUCUCGAACCACAACCGGAUGACUCAGUGAAUGAUCCGCUUAACUGGCCUGUAUGGCAGCGAGACGCGGCAUUGUUCUCCUUGGGCUUUUACUGUCUGAUGGGAGGAGGAAUGACCACGAUCUUGGCGGCUGGUUUUGAUGAUGUCGCCAAAUCUUACGAUGUGACCAAGCAGAAAGUGGCUUACACGACCGGGUUGUACAUGAUGGGUCUUGGAAUUGGAUCUGUCAUCAUGUCCCCAACGGCCAUUCUGUUCGGCAAGCGCCCAGUUUAUCUGUUAGGUGCCGUGCUUUUCGUCAUUUCUUGCGUCUGGUGUGCCCUUUCGCCGAACUAUCCAAGCCUAGUCGUCGCUCGUAUCUUUCAGGGAAUUGCUGUGAGCCCGGUGGAGUGUCUUCCAUCCGCUACGAUUGCAGAGAUUUAUUUCCUGCAUGAGCGCGCAUACCGAGUCGGCGUCUACACACUCUUGCUACUCGGUGGAAAGAAUUUGGUUCCACUUGUCAGCGCUGCCGUGAUUGGCAGUUUGGGUUGGCGCUGGGUGUUUUGGAUUGUCUCGAUGAUUGUUGGUGCUUGUUUCUUCUUGUUAUUCUUCUUCGUCCCAGAGACUUUCUGGGAUCGUACCCCUCGGCCACGGAAGCAUCACCACCACAAACGCCCACAUAUGGGCAGAACCAUGUCUGACCUCGUCUCACAUGGGUUCCGUGGUCGUCGCCCGCAACAUGAGCUCCCCCACGAGUCUGCCGAGGCCAAGGUGGAAGCUGAAUCAGAUGUGUUGGCAACUCCCAGAAAGGAGAAGCAUGCGCAUUUCACAUUUGCGGACGAAGCAGGCAAUGAGAAACAGGUGCCUGAGAUUGCCGAAGGCAGCACCACACCUGGAAACGUCGUAGGUCCCGUCGUCGAUGACCAUAUCACUACAGAACCCUCUACCCCGGCCGUCGAGCGUAGCGAUGGUCUUCUCCAUCCACCUGAUCCGGCAGUCUUGACACCCCAAAGCCCAGGUGAAAUGGAGGCCGCAUGGAGAUCGGCCCCGUCGCCUUCGCGUAGCGAAUCCCACUCGCCGGGGAUGCAACUUCCUUCUACUCUGCAGUAUACCAACAGGCUUCGCGACCGCCCCAAGAUUCCUUAUUCGCAAUUGCUGGGGGUGUGGAAUGGUCGUAUUGCCCAUGAUAAAUGGAUCAAGGUUGCCUUGCGACCUUUUAUUCUCUUCGCUUACCCGGCAGUUCUCUGGUCAGCCGUCGUGUAUGCCUUGUCGGUUGGCUGGUUGAUUGUGCUUUCCGAGUCUGUCGCAGUGAUCUACGAAGGCCGCGAUUACUACGGCUUCACUGCACUCCAGACAGGUUUGAUCUAUAUCUCGCCGUUUGUUGGUGGCCUGCUGGGCACGGCUGUUGCUGGUAAGGUGUCGGAUAUUGUCGUGCGCUUUAUGACACGCCGCAAUGGUGGUAUCUACGAGCCCGAGUUCCGUCUGGUUAUGGCGAUUCCUAUUGCGCUGUCUACCACGAUUGGAUUGAUGGGCUUUGGCUGGAGUGCCCAGCUUAUGGAUGCAUGGAUCGUGCCUACGAUAUUUUUCGGUCUCAUCUCAUUUGGAUGUUGUCUUGGUAGUACCACCGCCAUCACAUUCUGUGUGGACAGCUACCGCCAAUAUGCCGGAGAGGCUCUUGUUACGCUGAACUUUAGUAAGAAUGUCCUCCACGGCCUUAUCUUCUCCCUCUUCAUUGUCAAUUGGCUCCAAUCCGAUGGUUCCCGGACUGUAUUCCUCGCCAUUGGUGGCAUUCAGCUAUUCUGUCUGUUGAUGACAAUUCCAAUGUACAUCUACGGCAAGCGAGCGCGCAUGUGGACUGUGCGCAAGCGGUUGAUGGAACGCUUUUGAUUUGAAUUGUUAUUUCUCGCGAUUUUGGAACGAACUACAUCUACAUAACGCAUAGUAUGAGACACGAUUUACAAUUUUUGACCAA